Molecule: messenger RNA, 9994 nt
Organism: Empidonax traillii (willow flycatcher)
Lineage: Eukaryota; Metazoa; Chordata; Aves; Passeriformes; Tyrannidae
Gene: COL6A3
Product: collagen type VI alpha 3 chain
Exons: 45
Coding region: 41-9652 (3203 amino acids)
Molecular function (GO): protein binding; serine-type endopeptidase inhibitor activity
Source: RefSeq, a predicted model, not a curated record
AACGAAGGGAAUAAAAGAAAAGCUCAGAUAAAAGACCAAAAUGAGGAAACACCGGCAUUUGCCCUUCGUGGCACUGUUUUGCCUCCUGUUCCCAGGCUUCUGCUCGGUUCGUGCCCAGCAGCAGGCAGCUGUCAGAACCGUUGCCGUGGCUGAUAUAAUAUUUCUAGUGGAUUCCUCCUGGAGCGUUGGGAAGGAGCAUUUCCAACUUGUCCGAGAGUUUCUGUAUGAUGUUGUAAAAGCUUUAGAUGUGGGAGGAAGUGAUUUUCGCUUUGCCCUGGUCCAGAUCAGCGGAAACCCCCGCACAGAGUUCCAGUUAAACACCUACCCCUCCACCCGAGACGUCCUGUCCCACAUUGCCAACAUGCCUUACGCGGGGGGAGGCGCCGAGCCCGCUAAAGGAUUAGAGUACCUAAUCGAGAAGCACCUCACUAAAGCUGCUGGAAGCAGAGCCGGUGAAGGCGUGCCCCAGGUUAUCAUAGUGCUGACGGACGGCCGGCCCCAGGGCGGUGUGGCUCUGCCCUCAGCCGUCCCCAGAUCGGCCCCUGUAAACGUGUUCGCGGUCGGCGUGCAGGAGGGGCAGCUAAAGGAGAGAGCGGGCACGCCACCCCUCGAUGCGCACCGUUUCAACCUGGAGAAUUUUACUGCUCUCCACGGCAUAGUUGGGGACUUAGUGGCGAGCGUGCGCUCCUCCAUGACUCCAGAAAAGGCUGGGGCCAAAGGACUGGUUAAAGACGUCACAGCUCAAGAGUCCGCUGACCUUAUUUUCCUUAUUGAUGGAUCAAACAACAUCGGAAGUGUCAAUUUCCAAGCCAUACGCGAUUUCCUUGUAAAUUUGAUUGAAAGCCUCAGAGUUGGAGCUCAGCAGAUACGCGUUGGGGUGGUGCAGUAUAGUGACCAACCCAGAGCAGAGUUCGCUUUGAGCAGCUACUCCACAAAAGCGGAUGUCCUGGAUGCCGUGAAGGCUCUCGGCUUCCGCGGUGGCGAGGAGGCGAACACCGGUGCAGCACUGGAGUUUGUGGUGGAGAACCUCUUCACCCAGGCGGGAGGCAGCAGGAUAGAGGAAGCGGUGCCUCAGAUUUUAGUGCUGAUAAGUGGUGGAGAGUCUAGUGAUGAUAUCCGAGAGGGCUUGUUAGCGGUGAAGCAAGCUGGUGUGUUUUCGUUUAGCAUUGGGGUCCUGAAUGCUGACAGUGCAGAGCUGCAGCAGAUUGCUACUGAUGGAAGCUUCGCAUAUACUGCCCUGGAUAUCCGUAACCUCGAUGCUCUUCGAGAAUUAUUACUGCCCAACAUUGUUGGAGUGGCCCAAAGGCUCAUUUUGUUAGCGGCCCCAACCAUUGUGACCGAAGUUAUUGAAGUGAACAAGAAGGACAUAGUCUUCCUGAUAGAUGGCUCAACCGCCCUGGGGGCCGCCCCCUUUAACUCAAUCCGUGAUUUCGUUGCCAAAAUUGUCCAGAGGCUGGAGGUGGGGCCUGACCUGAUCCAGGUGGCGGUGGCGCAGUACGCGGACACGGUGAAGCCGGAGUUCUACUUUAACACCCACCAGACCAGAAAGGACGUGAUGACCAACGUGAGGAGGAUGAAGCUCAUGGGGGGCACGGCGCUCAACACGGGCUCCGCCCUGGACUUUGUGAGGAGCAACUUCUUCACCAGCGCCGCCGGGUGCAGGGUGGAGGAGGGGGUGCUGCCCAUGGUGGUGCUCAUCACCGGGGGUAAGUCCAUGGAUGCUGUGGACCAGGCUGCGGCAGAGAUGAAAAGGAACCGGAUAGUGACCCUGGCGGUGGGGUCAAGGAACGCCGACCUGGCGGAGCUCCAGGAGAUCGCCCACGAGAGAGAUUUUGUGUUCAACCCAGAGGACUUCCGCCUGCAGUUCAUGCAAGCCAUUCUACCUCAGGUGCUGUCGCCCAUCCGGACGCUCUCAGGAGGGCUGAUUGUCCAAGAACCACCCUCAGUUCAAGUAACCAAAAGGGAUAUCGUCUUUCUUUUGGACGGAUCACUCAACGUCGGAAGUGCCAACUUCCCCUUUGUGCGGGACUUUGUCGCCACCCUAGUUAACGACCUUGAUGUCGGCAGUGACAAAAUCCGGGUUGGCUUAGUGCAAUUUAGCGACACCCCCCAGACCGAGUUUUCCCUGUCCUCCCACCCAACCAAAGCAGACAUAAUCCAGCGCCUGGGGCAGCUGAGGCCCAAGGGGGGGUCGGUGCUGAACGCUGGCUCCGCACUGAACUUCGUGCUCUCGAACCACUUCACGGAGGCCGGUGGGAGCAGGAUAAAUGAACAAGUGCCGCAGGUCCUAGUGCUGGUGGCGGCAGGGAGGUCUGCAGACCCCUUCUUGCAAGUUUCCAAUGAAUUAGCUCGAGCCGGAGUGCUGACCUUUGCUGUUGGCGUUAGGAGUGCGGAUAAGGCAGAGCUUGAACAGAUUGCCUUUAAUCCAAGAAUGGUGUAUUUUGUGGAUGAUUUCAGUGCUCUGGCAGCUUUGCCCCAGGAAUUAAGUAGACCUAUAACAACCUAUGUUAGUGGAGGUGUGGAAGAGGUUCCACUCGCCCCAACAGAAAGCAAGAAAGACAUUUUAUUCCUGAUCGAUGGCUCAGCCAACCUCUUGGGCAGCUUUCCUGCCGUCCGGGACUUUGUGCACAAAGUGAUUUCUGAGCUGAGCGUGGGAGCCGACGCCACGCGCGUGGCGGUGGCUCAGUUCAGCGACACCGUCCAAGUCGAGUUUGACUUCGCCGAGUACACGUCCAAGCAAGACAUGCUCCUCAAGGUAAAGAGGAUGAAGAUCAAAACCGGGAAGCAGCUGAACAUCGGAGCUGCGCUCGACGAAGCCAUAAGGAGGCUGUUCGUCAAGGAGGCCGGGAGCAGGAUCGAGGAAGGGGUUCCCCAGUUUUUGGUCCUCCUCGCUGCCGGGAGGUCGAGCGACGAUGUGGAGGAGCCAUCAGACGUUCUGAAGCAAGCUGGAGUUGUGACCUUUGCUAUCAAAGCCAAGAACGCCGACCUCGCAGAGCUGGAGAGGAUCGUUUACGCCCCGCAGUUCAUCGUGAACGUCGAAUCCCUCCCUCGGAUUUCGGAGUACCAGCCAGACAUAGUCAACCUGUUGAAAACUGUCCAGCUUCAGCCAACAGUAGUUGAGAGAGGUGAGAAGAAGGAUGUGGUGUUUCUGAUCGAUGGCUCGGAUGGUGUCAGAAGAGGCUUCCCCUUGCUGAAGACGUUUGUCCAGAGAGUCGUGGAAAGCCUGGACGUCGGCCGGGACAAGGUCCGCGUGGCUGUCGUGCAGUACAGCAACAUCAUACAGCCCGAGUUCUUACUGGACACCCACGAGGACAAAGCAGAUCUCAUCAGUGCCAUCCAGGAGCUGAAGGUCAUGGGAGGGUCUCCUCUGAACACUGGGGCAGCCCUCGACUAUCUCAUCAGGAAUGUGUUCACGGUGUCGAGCGGCAGCAGGAUAGCGGAGGGCGUCCCACAGUUCCUGAUCCUGCUGACUGCUGACCGCUCCCAGGACGACGUGAGGAGGCCCUCAGUGGUCCUGAAGACGAGUGGCACGGUGCCCUUCGGCAUUGGGAUUGGAAACGCUGACCUCACAGAACUGCAGACCAUUUCCUUCCUGCCGGAUUUUGCGAUCUCGGUGCCCGACUUCAGCCAGCUGGAUUCGGUGCAGCAGGUCGUCUCAAACAGAGUCAUCCGGCUGACCAAGAAAGAGAUAGAGUCGCUUGCCCCCGACCUGGUUUUUACAUCUCCCAGCCCAGCGGGCGUGAAGAGGGACGUUGUGUUCUUGGUCGACGGCUCCCGCCACGCCGCCCAGGAGUUCUACCUCGUGCGCCAGCUCAUCGGGAGCAUAGUGAGCAACCUGGACGUGGGCAUCGACACCACCAGGAUCUCGGUGGUGCAGUUCAGCGAGCACCCCCACGUGGAGUUCCUGCUCAACACCCACUCCACCAAGGACGAGGUGCAGAGCGCCGUGAGGCAGCUGCGGUCGAAGGGCGGCCAGCAGGUGAACCUGGGGGAGGCCCUGGAGUUCGUGGCGAAGACCAUCUUCACCCGGCCCUCGGGGAGCCGCAUAGAGGAGGGCGUCCCUCAGUUCCUCAUCAUCCUCUCCUCCCGCAAGUCCGACGACGACUUCGAGUCCCCGUCGCUCCAGGUCAAGCAGGUGGGGGUGGCACCCAUGAUGGUAGCGAAGAACGUGGACACCGAGGAGAUGGUGCAGAUUUCCCUGAGUCCCGAUUACGUAUUCCAAGUCUCCAGCUUCCAGGAGCUGCCCAGCCUCGACCAGAAGCUGCUGACUCCCAUUGAAACCCUGACGGUGGACCAGAUCAGGCAGCUGCUGGGAGAUGUGCAGCCCCCCAUAGAUAUCUCUGGUGAGGAGAAGGACAUCGUCUUCCUCAUUGACAGCUCCGACAGCGUCAGGCCUGACGGGCUCGCUCACAUCCGGGAUUUCAUCAGCAGGAUCGUUCAGCAGCUGGAAGUGGGGCCAAACAAAGUGCGGAUUGCGGUGGUGCAGUUCAGCAACAACGUCUUCCAUGAGUUCUACCUGAAGACCCACAAGUCCAAAAACGCCGUCCUGCAAGCCAUCCGCCGUUUGAGGCUUAGAGGGGGCUCCCCCCUGAACGUUGGCAAAGCCCUGGACUACGUGGUGAAGAACUACUUCAUCAAGUCUGCGGGGAGCAGGAUAGAAGAUGGGGUGCCCCAGCACCUCGUCGUCAUCCUCGGAGACAGGUCCCAGGACGACGUGAACAGACCUGCCAACAUGAUCACCUCGACGAACAUCAAACCCCUGGGUGUUGGAGCCAGGAAUGUGGACAGGGACCAGCUGCAGAUCAUCACCAGCGACCCUGAGCGCGUGCUGGUGGUACAGGACUUCACAGGGCUCUCAACUUUAGAAAAGAGGGUACAGAGCAUUCUCGAAGAACUUCCGAUACCUACAACAGAAAUACCUGGACCAUUCUUACCUGGAGGUAAAAAGCAGGCUGACAUUGUGUUUUUGCUGGAUGGCUCCAUCAAUCUGGGGAGAGACAACUUCCAAGAAGUUCUUCAGUUUGUCUACUCUGUGGUGGAUGCCAUUUACAGGGAUGGGGACUCUAUCCAGGUGGGGCUGGCCCAGUACAACUCAGAUGUCACCGACGAGUUUUUCCUCAAGGACUACUCCACCAAACCUCAGAUCUUAGACGCGAUCAACAAAGUCAUCUACAAAGGCGGGCGAGUGGCGAACACUGGCGCUGCCAUCAGGCACAUCCAGGAGAGGCACUUUGUGAAGGAGGCCGGCAGCAGGAUCGACCAGAGGGUGCCCCAGAUCGCCUUCAUCGUCACGGGGGGCAAGUCCGUGGAUGACGGGCCCAGGGCCUCGCAGGAAAUCACGCAGAAAGGCGUGAAGGUGUUCGCAGUGGGCGUGAGGAACAUCGACCUGAAGGAAGUCAGCAUGUUGGCCAGCGAGAGCGCCAUGAGCUUCCGAGCGUCCACAGCCCAGGAGCUGUCCGAGCUCAACGAGCAGGUCCUGGUCACGCUGGAAGCCGCUAUGGAGGAGAAACUGUGCCCAGGAGUAACGGAGGUGACAAGAGAUUGUGACCUGGAUGUGAUAAUUGGCUUCGAUGUCACGGACGUUGGGCCCGGCCAGAACAUAUUCAACUCCCAGCGGGGUCUGGAGUCGCGGGUCGAGUCGGUGCUGAACAGGAUAACGCAGAUGCAGAGGAUCAGCUGCACUGGCAACCAGGCCCCCAACGUCAGGGUGGCCGUCAUGGCCCAGGCGCGGGGAGGGCCCGUGGAGGGCCUGGACUUCUCCGAGUACCAGCCCGAGCUGUUCGAGAGGUUCCGGGACAUGCGCGGCCGCGGGCCCUACGUGCUCACGGCCGACACGCUGAGCUCCUACCUCAGCAAGUUCCGGUCCUCGCCCGCCGGCAGCGCCAAGGUCAUAAUCCAUUUUACUGAUGGUGCAGACGCCCCGAUAGAUCAGCUGGAGACUGCUUCGUCUACUUUGCAUGCAGAAGGUGUCAGCGCUCUCAUCUUCGUGGGGCUGGACCGAGUGAGCAAUUUUGACAGAGUGAUGCAGCUGGAGUUCGGCCGUGGGUUCACCUACAACAGACCUCUCAGGGUUAAUCUGCUGGACCUGGAUUUCGAGCUGGCAGAGCAGCUCGACAACAUCGCAGAGAGGACGUGCUGCAAGGUCCCCUGCAAGUGCUCAGGACAGAGAGGGGACAGAGGUGUGCCAGGCCCCAUAGGACCAAAGGGUGUCACGGGUGACCUUGGAUAUGCGGGCUAUCCUGGUGAUGAAGGAGGACCGGGUGAGCGUGGACCCCCGGGUGUGAACGGGACACAGGGUUUCCAGGGAUGCCCCGGGCACAGAGGAACAAAGGGUUCUCGUGGAUUCCCAGGAGAGAAGGGCGAACUGGGAGAAAUGGGCCUGGAUGGUAUUGAUGGGGAAGAGGGAGACAAGGGUUUGCCUGGCUCCUCUGGAGAGAAGGGAUACUCUGGAAGGAGGGGUGAUAAGGGAGUUAAAGGCGAACGAGGAGAGCGAGGUGACCGUGGGCUCCGUGGAGAUCCGGGAGAUUCAGGAGCUGAUAACACUCAACGGGGCUCCAGAGGCCAAAAGGGUGAAAUUGGACCAAUGGGAGAACCAGGACUGCCAGGGCUCAAGGGCCAGGACGGUGGAGUCGGGAGGAAGGGUAUGACAGGACGAAGGGGACAGAUAGGGGUUAAGGGCACCAAGGGCGCUCCGGGUCAGGCGGGGCCGGCUGGAGAACAAGGCAUGCGAGGGCCCCAGGGCCCACCUGGCCAGCUUGGCACACCAGGCAUAAGAGGAGAGCAGGGUGUUCCUGGACCCAGGGCUGGUGGUGGACCCCCAGGAACCCCAGGAGAGCGUGGCAGGAUCGGCCCCCUGGGGCAGAAGGGUGAGCCUGGAAACCCUGGACCCAAAGGGCCGAAUGGGCAGCCGGGCCCACGAGGGGAGAUGGGCGAUGACGGACGAGAUGGAAUUGGGGGCCCAGGUCCUAAAGGCAGGAAGGGAGAACGCGGCUUCGUAGGCUACCCGGGGCCCAAGGGUGGACCUGGUGACCGCGGUGUUGCUGGAGGCCCCGGCCCAAAAGGAAACAGAGGCCGCAGGGGAGACGCAGGAGAACCUGGGGCACCUGGUCAGAAAGGAGAGAUUGGAUAUCCUGGACCAUCGGGACUUAAGGGCGACAAAGGAGAAUCCAGAGAUCAAUGUGCCCUUGUGCGGAACAUCAAGGACAAAUGCCCUUGCUGCUACGGUCCCAAGGAGUGCCCCGUGUUCCCUACCGAGCUCGCCUUCGCCAUCGACACCUCCUCGGGCGUGGGCAGGGAAGUUUUUAACAGGAUGAAGCAAACCGUGCUCAGGGUCGUCAACAACUUGACCAUCGCUGAGAGCAACUGCCCUCGGGGUGCCCGGGUGGCUUUGGUCACCUACAACAGCGAGGUCACCACCGAGAUCCGCUUCGCCGACGCCAGGAAGAAAUCCAGCCUCCUCCAGCAGAUCCAAAACUUCCAGGCAACCCUGACCACAAAGCCGCGCAGCCUGGAGACUGCCAUGUCCUUCGUGGCCAGGAACACCUUCAAGCGCGCCCGGAGUGGCUUCCUCAUGAGGAAGGUGGCUGUGUUCUUCAGCAACGGGGACACCAGAGCCUCCCCGCAGCUCAACGACGCCGUGCUGAAGCUCUACGACGCCGGGGUCGUGCCCGUGUUCCUCACCAGCAGGCAGGACGCGGUUCUCAGCAGAGCUCUGGAGAUCAACAACACAGCGGUCGGCCACGCCAUUGUUCUUCCAACCGGCGGCAGUCAGCUGAAUGAAACUAUCCUAAGGCUCCUGACUUGUCACAUUUGUCUGGAUGUGUGUGACCCCAAUCCCAUCUGCGGCGCUGUUACCCCGAGACUUGGAUUCAGAGACAGAAGGGCAGCCCCGACAGAUGUUGACACUGACAUAGCCUUCAUCAUGGACAGCUCGGAGUCCACCACCCCUCUGCAGUUCAGCGAGAUGAAGAAGUACAUUUCCCACCUCGUCAGUAACCUGGAGAUCAGCUCGGAGCCAAAGGCAUCCCAGCACCACGCGAGGGUGGCCGUUCUCCAGCAAGCUCCGUACGAACACGAGGCCAACUCGAGCUUCCCACCAGUGAAAACCGAGUUCUCGCUAACAGAUUACGGGUCCAAAGAGAAGAUCAUGAACUACCUCCACAGCCAGAUGACCCAGCUGCACGGCACGAGGGCUCUGGGGAGCGCAAUUGAACACACCAUAGCUCACGUUUUCGAAAGCGCACCGAACCCUCGGGAUCUGAGAGUCAUCGUUCUGAUGAUGACGGGCAAGGUGAAUAAACAAGAGCUCGAGUACCUGCAGAGGGUCGUGACCAGUGCAAAAUGCAAAGGGUACUUCUUCGUGGUCCUGGGCAUCGGCAGGAAGGUGAAUGCCAAGAAUAUCUACGGCCUCGCUAGUGAGCCGACUGACGUGUUCUUCAAGCUGGUCGAUAAACCAGGAGAGCUCCAUGAAGAGCCCUUACUGCGCUUUGGCAGACUGAUGCCAUCUUUUAUCAAAAGUGACUUUGCUUUCUACCUGUCUCCAGAGAUAAGGAAGCAGUGUGAGUGGCUCCAGAAUGACCAGCAAGCCAGGAGCCAGCACCCUGUGCACACUGGGCAGAAAGCAGUGUACGCGGCACCCAACGCGACCCUGAGCCGCACCCUCAGCACCACGCUCAGCGCGACCAUCAAGCCCGCGGCCAGCACCCGUGCCAGGACCACCACUGCCAGCACCACGGCCCAGGGCAGAGCCAGCGAGCAGAGCACGGCCAGUGCUGCCCUGCCAGCCAGCUCCACCGCCACCAGCACCACCGCCCACGCCAAACCCGCCGCCCGCGCCAACGCCAACACCACGGCCGGCGGCAGGAGGAGACAAGGAGCGAAGGCCCAGGACAUCCAGGUCACGGAUGUGACGGAGAGCAGCGCCAGGCUGCGCUGGGCCAGCCCCGAGCCGCACCAGGCCUUCGACAUCACCGUCACCUCGGCACACGACCACUCCCUGGUGCAGAGGCAGAACCUGACUGGCACUGAGCACGUGCUCCAAGGGCUCAGGAGCGGGCAAAAAUACGUCGUGGUCGUCACCGGCUACCAGAAAUCGCAGCCCAAAGUAACCUACACGGGGACGUUCACCACGAAGGCCUCGGCGCAGACCAAGGUGUCCCUGGCCAACAUGAUGCUCAACACCGAGCCCCUGGAAGGGCCUGAGAGCGAUUGGCCAGACCCUUGCUUGCUGGACUUUGACAUGGGCAUGCAGUGCAAGGACUAUCAGAUUGUGUGGUUCUUUGACUACAAACACAAGUUCUGCAGCCAGGGUUGGUAUGGUGGCUGUGGAGGUAAUGCCAAUAGAUUUGAGGCCGAAGCAGAGUGCAUUAGCAAAUGCUUAAAGCCAUCAGCAGCUGAGAAAGCCAUGCAGCAGCCGCUCCUUGAGAAGAGAUUAUCAUCAGCCAUGGACAUCUGCCGGCUGCAGAAGGACGAGGGGACCUGCAGGACCUUUGUGCUGAAGUGGUACUACGACCCUGAGACCAGGAGCUGCGCCCGGUUCUGGUACGGCGGCUGCGGCGGCAACGAGAACAGAUUUAACACGCAGAAAGAAUGUGAAAAGCUUUGCAUCCCUGGGAACAUCAACCCUGGUGUGGUGACAACAAUAGGAACAUAGAACCAACGCAUACCUCUGAGACAGCCAGGAGCAUCAGCGCUGCCACCUUGCCCCUAUAGAAGCUGAGGGUAUAGACGACCUUGCACUGUAACGUUUCAUGCUUUUAACUUCCGAGCAAACCCCGAUUCAGGCAGGGUUCUGCUGCAUGACCUAUCAAUAUGGUGCUAAACUGUUUGUGGACUGAGUGCUGCACAUGCCAGGGUUAUAUUGUAUAGCUUCAAAACUGCCCAGUAUUUACCUAACUGCAGGUUGCUGUUGUCUCUCAACGUGUCUCUAAAUUACCCCUUUUUAUCCUGAUUCCGGCAGUUCGCCUGUCUAAGGCUCCAUAAAAAUUAGUAAAAA